AUGGUUCUGAAUGGUGUGGCAGCAUGUCUCACACUGUGCGAGACACGAAUCAAGAAAGUUAUGCAAUCAGAUGAAGAAAUUGGUCGGAUGGUUGCAUCCGUCCCAGUUGCCAUAGGAAGGGCAAUGGAGCAUUUCGCUGAGAAGUUUCUUCAGGCUGCCGCACAAGCUACACAGAUGAGCAACUCCCGGACUUUGACACCAGCUCAUAUGAAGCAAGCUAUGAUGGCUAACCGACACUUCCAUUUCCUUGCCGAUAUUUUCAAAGAAGUAGCUGUUCCUGGACGAAUGGGACCUGAGUUCGAUCCGAACCUUUCGCGUCAACAGAUGCAACUUUUACAGGCUGGACUUCCGACUCCUGUGGUUCCUGGUCCGAGUGCAAGUCCAGUUUCUAGCCCUUGUACUCCGAUUUCGCCUAUGGGAGUUGGUAACCCUGCAACGAUGGCAGUUCCUCCGUCAACCAAUGGGUCUCCGUAUUCCGUUCCCGUCCCAGGGUCUGUACCCUACAACAUGCCCUAUUCCCCGAUAUUGUCCAAUAUGGUUGUUCCUGGGCAGGCGCAGCCGAUUCCUCCUGCGAUGCAAUAUCCACCUGUACCUCCGCCUGUGACAGCGAUUUCGCCAUCGCCUGCUUCCUCGGCGUCAUCCACCCGCAAGGCACUCAAUGGAAAGAAGGCGGACGCCACGACGGACGGUGAAAAACCAAAACGGGGUCGUCCACGCAAGAUUAAGCGGUCUGAAAAAUGCCUCGAUGACGAGCUAUGUGAGGAAGUAACAAACGGUAUAGAAAAGGAGGAUCAGGAUCGAGCGCUAAUGCCACCGCCGGCUCUUCCAAUGGGGCGUGCUAGACCAGUCGCAUGA
Molecule: messenger RNA, 855 nt
Organism: Cooperia oncophora
Lineage: Eukaryota; Metazoa; Nematoda; Chromadorea; Rhabditida; Trichostrongylidae
Source: the annotation of a GenBank genome assembly